AUGGGAUGCUUUCAGAAGCGUGCUGCCAUGGUGAUUGUGUUCGGCUUCCUCCUAGCUUGUGAAGCUGGAGUCGUUUCCGGUGAUCCUCCAUCUCCCUCCGCAGUGGAUCAUGAGAAGACGGUGGUGCACAUGCGCAAGCUACUCAACAUCACUGCUGCCGGCACUGCGGCGACAGAGGAGGAGCUGAUGAUGGGGCUCGAGGAGUGCUCGGAGCAAGCCGUGGUGCUGUCCCAGGACAGCGAGGGCCCUAUGCCGAACGGCAUCGCGUCCUACAGCGUGGCAAUCACCAACACCUGUCUGAGCCGCACGGUGCGCGAAGUCCACGUCUCCUGCGGCGAGUUCGCCUCCACGGAGCUCGUCAACCCGAACGACUUCCGGCGUGUCGCUGUCGGCGACUGCCUCGUCAGAAACGGAGGUGCCAUGGGGCCGGGCGAGACCGUCGCCUUCGAGUACUCUAACUUGUUUAAGUACCAGCUCGACGUCGUCUCAGUCUCCUGCAGCUAG
This is a messenger RNA of Phragmites australis (common reed), 504 nucleotides long. Its product is annotated as TPD1 protein homolog 1B-like. Bases 1 to 504 code for a protein of 167 amino acids. Gene Ontology annotation, biological process: cell fate determination. The record is from RefSeq and is a predicted model, not a curated record. NCBI's taxonomy places the organism in Eukaryota, Viridiplantae, Streptophyta, Magnoliopsida, Poales, Poaceae. The transcript has 2 exons.